This is a messenger RNA of Parathielavia appendiculata, 875 nucleotides long. RefSeq lists its product as uncharacterized. NCBI's taxonomy places the organism in Eukaryota, Fungi, Ascomycota, Sordariomycetes, Sordariales, Chaetomiaceae. The transcript has a single exon. The record is from RefSeq and is a predicted model, not a curated record. The coding region runs from base 345 to 794 and encodes 149 amino acids.
CCCCUUCCGUGGCCCGAGCUUAUGUCCUCUAUGGACUCAUCCUAAGCAAGUCUACCCCCCUUGUCCCGCCAGCAUGCUUCACGCCCUCUCGAGCACACAUACACCUACCUCUUCCUUGGGGUUGUUAAAGCUCCACUAGGCCAGUGUCCUCCACCUUACACCCGGCCAUUCGCUCUGGCUGUGUGCUUGGUAUACCUGCUUCAUGUGGGCUGCCUAGUCUUUCAUGAUUGGCGCGAUAUGGAACGGAAGAGGGAACUUGGCAUAGCCAACGGCAUCCAUCCCGCUGGCCGUCGGCAUCUAUCACCGCUCGUCGUUCGCAUGCUGGAUCUCCAGUUGUCUCGUGUAUGGGGCCAACUACGCCCAAUCGACCGCUCAGCACAUGGCCAAAACCUAGCUUUUCCUGUUCGGACAAAAGGAGACGACUCCCAUGGCAAACUGUCCGCCGGCGUAUAAUGCUUUCUAACUGCUUCCAUCAGAACACAUCCACAAGCGGAAAAUGGCGCAGCGGCGGAUGGUUGACGUGUGUGCUUACGUCCAAGGUAGCCGUCCUUUCCCCUAAUGCCUUGCAAGGAGCGGUCCUCCUCAGCCACCUGCCCGACACACCACAGAUUCGACUCUGGUUUCAUACUACAUCGCCAUCGUUUUUCUCUCUCUCCCUCUCAUCCACAUUGUCCCCUGACACAACCCCAAGACGAGCAGACAACUUUCUUCGUACCCUAAUCAAUCUGCAUUACACUGGCCUAAAUUGCCUGAAUAUCGUGCCAACACAUCUCCAAACAUCAACUUCCCCUUGAAUAGGUACCAAACAAACCCCCCUAACAUUACCCAACAAAUCAAACCUGGUAUUAUCCACAUGAAGUACCCCCCCCCCCCCC